Diceros bicornis minor is the source of this 1932-nucleotide messenger RNA. It is a transcript of the gene HERPUD2, whose product is annotated as HERPUD family member 2. The transcript is spliced from 8 exons. Bases 7 to 1224 code for a protein of 405 amino acids. The record is from RefSeq and is a predicted model, not a curated record. Lineage: Eukaryota; Metazoa; Chordata; Mammalia; Perissodactyla; Rhinocerotidae. Gene Ontology annotation, molecular function: protein binding. Gene Ontology annotation, biological process: endoplasmic reticulum unfolded protein response.
AGCACCAUGGACCAAAGUGGGAUGGAGAUUCCGGUGACCCUCAUCAUUAAAGCACCGAAUCAGAAAUACAGUGACCAGACUAUUAGCUGCUUCUUGAACUGGACCGUGGGGAAACUAAAAACGCAUCUAUCUAACGUGUACCCUAGCAAACCAUUGACGAAGGAUCAGAGAUUGGUGUAUUCGGGCAGACUGCUUCCCGAUCAUCUGCAGCUGAAAGACAUUCUCAGAAAACAAGAUGAGUAUCAUAUGGUUCAUCUAGUAUGUACUUCUCGGACUCCUCCCGGUUCUCCAAAAUCCAGCACCAGUAAAGAGAGUCAUGAAGCGUUGGCAUCCAGCAGCAAUUCUAGUUCAGAUCAGUCAGGAUCAACAACUCCAUCAUCCAGUCAAGAAACCUUGUCCUUAGCUGCCAGUUCUUCCUCAGAAGGAUUGAGGCAACGUACCCUUCCACAAGCACAAACUGAUCCAGCACAGAGUCAUCAGUUCCCAUAUGUAAUGCAAGGAAAUGUAGAUAACCAGCUUCCUGGGCAAGCUAUCCCAGCGGGGUUCCCAGUGUAUCCCGCUUUCAGCCCCCUGCAGAUGCUGUGGUGGCGACAGAUGUAUGCUCAUCAGUAUUACAUGCAAUAUCAAGCUGCAGUUUCAGCUCAGGCCACAUCAAAUGCCAACCCAGCCGAGCCUUCUGCUUCACAGCCUCUAAAUUUGGCACAUGUUCCUGGAGAAGAACCCCCACCAGCUCCAAACCUAGUGGCCCAAGAAAAUCGACCCAUGAAUGAGAAUGUUCAAAUGAAUGCACAGGGAGGUCCAGUGCUGAACGAAGAAGACUUCAAUCGAGACUGGCUAGACUGGAUGUACACGUUCUCACGAGCUGCAAUUCUCCUUAGCAUUGUAUACUUCUAUUCUUCUUUUAGUCGGUUUAUCAUGGUAAUGGGAGCCAUGCUACUGGUUUAUUUACACCAAGCUGGAUGGUUUCCUUUUAGGCAAGAAGGUCAGCAGCAGGCUCCCAACAAUAAUGCCGAAGUUAACAAUGAUGGGCAAAAUGCAAACAAUCUAGAACUUGAAGAAAUGGAGCGUCUUAUGGAUGAUGGGCUUGAAGAUGAGAGUGGAGAAGAUGCAGGUGAAGAUGCCAGUGCAAUUCAAAGGCCUGGAUUAAUGGCGUCAGCUUGGUCUUUUAUCACCACCUUCUUUACUUCACUAAUACCAGAGGGACCUCCCCAGGUUGCCAAUUAGACCUGAAAAACUGUGCCAGCUGCAAAGGAGGGUCUGACUCUAGGAAAGUGUUUAAAAUAACAGUGCAAUUUCAAAAAAAUUUAUUACUUUUCAUCAUCAUGUACAGAGGUGUUUUUUUUCUUUAAGCUUCUCAUGCAUAUGAAUAUUUUAAGCACAAAUGAACUACUAACUGUGUGAUUUUUUUUUUUUUAAGAUCCUAACAGAACAUAGUGUAACAAUAUUGGUCUUCCAGGUUUUACUAAUUUCAAUUAUGUAUAUUAUACCAAGACAGACCUGUUUGUGUGUCUUAUUUCUUUAAAGAGCUGCUUCACAUAUAAAUGUCUAUAGCUAAUAGCCCAGCCCUUCGAUGUGUAAUUUGAAUAAAUAUAUCUAUUUUCUGUGAAUUAUCCUGAAAAUUUUAAACAGAAUGACCUCAUAGUUUUUAAUAAAGAAUAUUAUUUACCUAAAAUGUGCUAGUAGCAUCUUGCCCAGCCAUAAAGCAAUAAACUUCUCAAUAAUCUUAAUUUUGACAUUUGAAUAAAUAAUGGAAACUUUCUAUUUUAAGGGCAUGUAUCCCAUCAAUUGGAAUCAGUAUCUUAAAAAAAGGCAGCUCUUCAGUGGAAUUAAUAGUGAUAUAAAAUGUUUGAUACAGGCAGUACUUUUAUAAAAUAAGAUAUGCUGGAAAUCACUCCCUGUAAUUUUUUUAAAUAAAAGGUCAAUUAUGGUAAA